Molecule: messenger RNA, 929 nt
Organism: Oryza sativa Japonica Group (Japanese rice)
Lineage: Eukaryota; Viridiplantae; Streptophyta; Magnoliopsida; Poales; Poaceae
Source: RefSeq, a predicted model, not a curated record
CGUAAGGAGGACAUUCAACUAUGCAUUUCAUGGCAAAGCAUUAGCUCGGAUCCUAUUAUUGGCAAUGAGCAACCAGGGAAGGCAUAUUGGCAAAGGAUUGCAGAGCACUACCAUGCUAACCGUGAUUUUGAGUCUGAUAGGAAUACAUUCUCUCUUGAGCACCGUUGGGGUAACAUUCAGAAGGAAGUAAGCAAGUUUCAGGGCUGCUACGAACAAAUUGAGCGUCGACAUCCAAGUGGCAUACCACAUCAAGAGCUUGUAAGUUAAAUUUUUUAUUCAUUAUUAUUAAUAACAAUCUUGUAUGUAUGUGAACUAGCACUUGAAUUUUGCUAUAGGUUCUUGAAGCCGAGGCAUUGUACUCAUCCAAUGCACCAAAGAAUAGGGCAUUUCAGUUUAAUCAUUGUUGGCUCAAGUUGAGGAAUUCUCCAAAGUUUCAAACUCUAAAAUCCCACAAGAGGCCAAGGUCUAGGAAGUCUUCGACCCCAAUUGAGAGUGCUGGUGAAGAAGAUGAAGAAGGUGAUGAUGCUAGGAAGAGUACAACUCCUGAUUUAUCACAGCCAAGUGCUAAAAAGAGACCAAUGGGUAGGAAGGAAGCAAAGGAGAAGUUGAAGAAUGGAGGAGAAGAUGGACCAUACAAGGAGGCGAUGAAAGAUUUGCUUGACGCCAAAGAGAAAGAAGCUAAAGUGAAAGAAGAGAGAUGGAAGGAAACUAAGGAGAUUCAAGAGCACAAGCUCUUAUUUGCUGAGCGUAAGUUAGUGUGGGAUCAAGAACAGAAGAUCAUGUUUUGUGAUGUUUCCACCUUGGAACCAGAUGUGAGAACAUAUGUGUUGGCUAUGAGGGCACAAAUUGCAGCUUCAAAGGUGGCUGCCCUCAAUGGUGGAUUUGAUGGUAGUAGUGGCUUUGGAGGUGAGUUUGGUGGUGGUAAUUGA